This is a messenger RNA of Aspergillus chevalieri, 690 nucleotides long. RefSeq lists its product as uncharacterized. The transcript is spliced from 3 exons. Bases 1 to 690 code for a protein of 229 amino acids. The record is from RefSeq and is a predicted model, not a curated record. Lineage: Eukaryota; Fungi; Ascomycota; Eurotiomycetes; Eurotiales; Aspergillaceae.
AUGGAAGCACCUCUUCAACCACUGCCGGUACAACCCCCUCUGGGAAACCAACCCCAGGACGAGUUCAGCGGCACCGAAAGAGUUUAUUUGCUCCCCCACCAUCAAAACGAGAUUGAACGCCUGAAACGGCAACAUUUCUUCAUCAAGGCGGCGACCGAUGAUAAGCUGAUCCCGAUCGAUCUGCCCACUGGAGCCAGAGUGCUGGAUUCAGGAUGCGCCGAUGCCCACGACUGGAAGACAGUGCUGGCCAAUCUGGCGAAUGCGGUCAAGCCCGGUGGAGUGCUACAACUGGUCGAGGCUGAAUGGGUUCUGGAUUCGUACGCGGACGAGCUUGUGCAGCGAAAGAAAUUGGCCAAGGUGCAAGAGUGGGCGACUGGAUCUUCCGGCAUGGACCUGCACAUUUGGAAGAAAUUUUCAGAUCUCCUCUCGCUAGGCUUUCACGACAUGAAGAUUCAGACCUACCCCCUGGGCUAUGGCGCCACUCCCAAGAGACCGCAAGACUGCAUCUGGACGGCAGAGCUUUUGCCACAGUCCUUCCGUCACUUGGUGCGGAAGAUUCCUGCCGAGGGGAUUCCCGGUGUGGCCCAAACCCCCCAGGAGUAUCUAUCGUGGUUGGACGAUCUUGUGGAGGGGAUAAAACAGAUUGUAUAUACGCCCAAGCUCCGAUGGUUGACUGCGCGAAAGGCUUAG